Molecule: messenger RNA, 618 nt
Organism: Anoplopoma fimbria (sablefish)
Lineage: Eukaryota; Metazoa; Chordata; Actinopteri; Perciformes; Anoplopomatidae
Product: probable ATP-dependent RNA helicase DDX31
Exons: 5
Source: RefSeq, a predicted model, not a curated record
GUCCACAGACGCAGCUGUGAAGGAGGCGGGGCUUCCGUGACGUAGCAGGAAGUGCUUGACACGCGUGCUGCUGCUGCUGUGAGAGUUUAACGCGAAGGUCAUCAUCAUCAUCAUCAUCAUCCAUAAAGGCCUCCUACCUGUCUGCUGUGAUCAGGUGUGCAGAUGAUGAUGUCAUCAGCCGACGACCAGCUGUGUCUGAACAUCUGCAGCAACUCUUCCUCCUCCUCUUCCUCCAGGAGGAAGCCUCUGACUGCUCAGCAGAGAUGGGCCAGAAAGAAACAGACGGCAGAGAAGAGGAGGAUCGACUCCUCGGAGGAGGAGAAGAAGAAGAAGAGAGGCUCCUCCAAUCAGAGGCUGGAUGACUCAGAGGAGGAGGAGCAGGAGGAGGAGCAGGAGGACACUCAGCCUGAUGAUGACGACCACAGGACACCACCGAAGAAGAAGAAGAAGAAGGACACAGGGAAGGACGCAGUGAAGGAAACGAGGAGCAUCCAGACUUCCUCUCUGUUCAAACACAACCCAGAAAUCCUAGAGAUACUCAGACCAGUUGUCUCCCAGUUAAAGGAGAAGAUUUUCACCAGUGACUCAUUUUCAGACAUGGACCUUCAUCCACACCUG